AACAGCCCGGCCUUCAGCAAGAUGGGUAUUGAUAUCGCCAAGCAUCACGUCAAGAAGGGUCAAAGGACGGCGCCCAAGAGCGAGGAUCCCUACCUGCUCUUGCUGGUCAAGCUGUACCGUUUCCUUGCCCGCCGCACCGACUCGGGCUUCAACAAGGUCAUCCUCCACCGCCUUUUCCUCUCCAAGACCAACCGCCCGCCGGUCUCCCUUUCCAAGAUUGUGAAGGAAACCGAGGGUGCCACGGACCUCGACUCGAAGAUAAUCGUUCAAGUCGGCACCGUCACCGACGAUGUUCGUCUCCUGACGGUCCCCGAGUUGACCAUCGCGGCACUGCGGUUCACCGCUGGCGCCAAGGCCCGCAUCCUCGCAGCUGGCGGCGAAGUCCUGACACUCGACCAGCUUGCCGUACGCGCGCCAACAGGCUCGAACACCAUCCUCCUUCGUGGCAAGAGGAACAGCCGCGAAGCUGCCAAGCACUUCGGCAUGGGCCCGCACAAGCACAAGAAGCCUUACACGAUCUCCAAGGGUCGCAAGUUCGAGCGUGCUCGUGGUCGCCGAAAGUCCCGUGGUUUCAAGGUUUAAGCGCCUGGUGUCUCUGGGACACAAAAUGCCGGUACCCGGGAAAGAGUUUCGGCAGCAGACGGUCUUUUCUUGUGGCGCCUCCGAUUCAUGGCAAGUCUGCAUGUAUUCAUGGCACUUUAUGCAUUAUAUGCUUUCGGCUAUUUGCUACUUCAGCAACGAAAAUCGGGUGCGGCUAGACGUGUAUCCAACUUAUCUGAGGGCAAUCAUGUUUCGCAUACUGCC
Messenger RNA from Punctularia strigosozonata HHB-11173 SS5, 804 nucleotides. Its product is annotated as 60S ribosomal protein L18. The transcript is spliced from 5 exons. Lineage: Eukaryota; Fungi; Basidiomycota; Agaricomycetes; Corticiales; Punctulariaceae. Gene Ontology annotation, biological process: translation. The record is from RefSeq and is a predicted model, not a curated record. Gene Ontology annotation, molecular function: structural constituent of ribosome; RNA binding. The coding region runs from base 22 to 582 and encodes 186 amino acids. Gene Ontology annotation, cellular component: cytosolic large ribosomal subunit; ribosome.